Physella acuta is the source of this 1744-nucleotide messenger RNA. RefSeq names its product putative cytochrome P450 CYP44. Lineage: Eukaryota; Metazoa; Mollusca; Gastropoda; Physidae. The record is from RefSeq and is a predicted model, not a curated record. Gene Ontology annotation, molecular function: heme binding; monooxygenase activity; iron ion binding.
CAAACCGUUGCUUGUUUUAAAUUGCUUUCAAAACGCUAAUCUUUCAAACAGGUAAUGACUCUGAAUAAAUGGCAGCACUAAACAGAUGGAUAAAAGCGGCACUCGGUACUCAGUGCAGGCAACACUGGAUGUCCACUGUAUCCGUGGAUACGAGGAGUGAGCAGGUCAAUGCCCGACCCUUCCGAGAGAUUCCCGGCCCACGAGGCAUUUACUUGUGGCCGUAUAUUGGUAUCAUGCUGCAUUAUAAACCAUUCUCUCCUUACACUGCUGACACGACUUACCUGCUACACCGAGAAAUGCACAGAAAAUACGGCCCCAUAUUCAAAUAUCGUGUAGACAAGUUCAUCGUCCAGACUAGCAGCCCAGAAGACAUGGAAACUAUAUUUAGAAACGAAGGCAAAUUUCCCUACCGUCCACCGGCAGAACUUGAUCUUGUCUACGCGAAGAGAACCGGAUAUAAGCAGACCCUGGCAUCCUUGAACGGAGAAGAGUGGUACAAAGUGCGGACACCGGCCAACAAACGUCUGAUGAAAGCCGACUCAGCACACCACUACCUCGCCCCACAGAACCAAGUCGCGGAUGAAUUUGUUCACAUCCUGUCCACUCAAGAGAUGGACGGUGAAGAGAUGCAGGACUACUUUUUCCGUUUUGCUGCAGAAAGUAUUGGAAUCGUAUGCUUCAAUGCUAGACUUGGUUUUCUUAGCAAAUCUGGAUCUGAAGAUGAAACAUCCGUUGAAUUUCUUAAAGCCACAAAAGCUAUUUUUGACGUUCUGCUUCAUGCAUAUACUGGCGCUUCCAUUCUACACAAAUGGUUUCGGAACAAAACAUAUAGAGAUUAUGAGAGAGCCUGCAACAUCAUCAAAAAAAACUCAGCUCAACACAUCCUUAGGGCUAAGAAAGCUGUCGAAGAUAAGCAAAGGGCCGGUACUCUAGACCCAGAAGAGCCAAACUUUCUUCUCUCUCUGACCUCAGAAAACAUCAUGGACGAGAGAUAUAUUUGCUCCAUAACAGAAGUUCUUUAUAUAACCGGAACUGAUUCGACAGCGAGGAACCUGCAAGUUCUCUUCUACAACUUGGCCAAGAAUCCAGAUAAACAGGAAACUCUAAGGCGAGAGGUUCUGAGUGUCGUGGGCCCAGACAAGCCGGUGGAUGCUCAAGCCUUGUCUAAGAUGCCAUAUCUUAAAGCCUGUUUAAACGAAUCGUUCAGGCUGUACUUUCCAACACCAACCGGCGUCAUGCGAAUCUUGCCAACUGAUGUGGUCCUUAGUGGCUACAAGGUUCCUGCUGGGACUUCUCUGACACUAAGUAACCCUGAAGCCUGCAGACAUGUUAGUGGAAAUCCAGACAAGUUUAUUCCGGAGAGAUGGAUACGGACAGAAUCAGGCAAGAGACAUGACGACAUACACAGUAUGGUUGUAUUGCCCUUUGGAUUCGGACCCCGAAAUUGUAUUGGGAGACGUUUCGCUGUGCAAGAAAUUUAUCUGGCCGCUUCGAAGGUUCUACAGAAACUGAAGAUCGAUGUCGACGAUUCGUCACGUGACACGGAGUUUGUGUACAAACUCUUCGUACACCCAACGACCCCAAUCAAGUUUAAAUUUACGAAGAUCAGCACUUUCAACUAGACACGACCAAACUAUUUUAACACGUUUUUCUUAACUCAGCUUCGCGUUUGUGGAUGGAUUUGUUUGUUGUUAAAAUUGACAUCGAAAAUUAGCCCACUUCUGAUUGCUCUAGAGAUCUGAAA